UCUCGGGUGUGAAUAAUUUAUGCGGAGAAAUAAAGGGAUUGGGUGGGUGAGACUUGAGAGACGCAGGCAAUUCACCCAAAAACAUUAGCCUCCUAAAUCUCCAUCUCAACCUUUGACUCCCACACUCAUCCCAUGGCCUCCUCUUGCAUAGCAGCUGCUGCAAUCGUCUCUGCUGGUUCAAACCCUAAAGCCCUUGUCAACAUUUCCCCCAAAACUAAACUAACCCCCUUUUCUCACACCUCCUUUACUCGCCUGAACACAUCAUUUCACCCCCUUUCCGUUUCCUCAGCUCCUUCCUUGUCCCGCCGUAGCUUUGUCGUCAAGGCGAGUGAACUUCCCUUGGUUGGAAAUGUUGCUCCAGAUUUCGAAGCGGAAGCCGUGUUUGAUCAAGAAUUUAUCAAUGUCAAACUGUCUGAUUACAUUGGAAAGAAAUAUGUAAUUCUCUUUUUCUAUCCCUUGGACUUUACCUUUGUUUGUCCAACAGAGAUUACUGCAUUCAGUGACCGUCAUGCUGAGUUUGACAAGAUCAACACCGAGAUCUUGGGUGUUUCCGUAGACAGUGUGUUCUCCCACCUUGCAUGGGUCCAAACUGAUAGAAAAUCUGGCGGACUGGGAGAUCUGAACUAUCCAUUGGUUUCUGAUGUUACCAAAUCCAUUUCUAAAAAGUUUGGGGUGUUGAUUCCGGAUCAGGGAGUUGCCUUAAGAGGACUUUUCAUUAUUGACAAGGAAGGCGUCAUUCAGCACUCAACAAUUAACAAUCUUGCUAUUGGGCGAAGUGUUGAUGAGACAUUGAGAACUCUCCAGGCAUUGCAAUUUGUCCAAGAGAACCCUGAUGAAGUAUGCCCAGCUGGAUGGAAACCUGGGGAGAAGACCAUGAAGCCAGACCCUAAACUCAGCAAGGAGUUCUUUGCAGCAAUAUAAAGGCAAUACUUCUUUUUGCUGGUAUAUGACAAUGUUUAUAGAGGUUGUGGAGCGUUACGUUCCCAUGUAGCUUAUAUCGUGACCUACUUUUUGAGCUCCUUAAAAAGUUGUUCCAAUAAAAUUCCGAGCUUAAGAUUUUUUACUCUCAA
Molecule: messenger RNA, 1070 nt
Organism: Daucus carota subsp. sativus
Lineage: Eukaryota; Viridiplantae; Streptophyta; Magnoliopsida; Apiales; Apiaceae
Product: 2-Cys peroxiredoxin BAS1, chloroplastic
Exons: 7
Coding region: 133-921 (262 amino acids)
Biological process (GO): cell redox homeostasis; hydrogen peroxide catabolic process; response to oxidative stress
Molecular function (GO): thioredoxin peroxidase activity
Source: RefSeq, a predicted model, not a curated record